This is a messenger RNA of Nicotiana tabacum (common tobacco), 483 nucleotides long. NCBI's taxonomy places the organism in Eukaryota, Viridiplantae, Streptophyta, Magnoliopsida, Solanales, Solanaceae. The record is from RefSeq and is a predicted model, not a curated record.
GUGCUAAAUGCUGCAUGGGAAGCCAACAUACCAGUUGCGGGUGAGAAUGCACGUCCAUGUUACCGUAGAGAAGGUUACAACAAGAUCUUAGAAAAUGCCAAGCCAAUGAAUGAUCCAUUUGGUAGAUACUACUUAUCUGCAUUUACCUACCUCAAGCUGAGCCCAACUCUACUGGAAAAACACAAUUUCAUGGAGUUUGAACGAUUUGUACAGAUGAUGCAUGGUGUACAACGUAACAAUCUGAACUGAAGUCAUUUCUCUUACGGUAGAAGAAGAAGUUAGGAAAGAAAAGAUUAUGGGGACGGAAGACGGCUGAAUGAUUACUUUGCUUUAUUUGUAGAGAUACUUGUUCUAGAGUUGCACUUCAUGUAGUCUUAAGUUUCCUAAUAUUAGUAUUAGAAUGGUAUUUGGUAGACGUUUUCAAGUGGGUCCUUCUUGACAUGAUACUUAUUGAUAUUGAUCGGUAGUUUACCUCCAUUUUCA